This is a messenger RNA of Cicer arietinum (chickpea), 2343 nucleotides long. Its product is annotated as probable methyltransferase PMT23. Gene Ontology annotation, molecular function: methyltransferase activity. The record is from RefSeq and is a predicted model, not a curated record. NCBI's taxonomy places the organism in Eukaryota, Viridiplantae, Streptophyta, Magnoliopsida, Fabales, Fabaceae. Gene Ontology annotation, cellular component: cytoplasm; trans-Golgi network; endosome.
CCCCACCGACCGUGAGUGUGUGUCAGGAAUCAGAUUAAACGCGUCCUCUUCAACAGUACGAGAUCACAACAACAACCUACAUUCACUUCUCAUUGUACCAAACAAACAAACUACACAUUCAUCUCUUUUUCAUCUUAUCAAAGUACCAUAGUUAUUAAUUUCUCAUAGGAAAAUGUCUAUUCCAGUUGAAGGUUUCUUCAAGCAGAAAAAAUACCCAUUCAUUCUAACUCUUUUUCUCUUACUCAUCUCCCUCACACUCUUCCUCAUCACCACCAACACCACCACUAACCCUCUUGUUUUCUACUCUAAUCUCAAACAUCAAAAACUACCUUCAAACUCAAACAUCAUUAACAUAACAAUUUCCAAGGAAGAAGAGGUUCUUCCUCGUGGUAAUGAUGUCAGUGUUAUUGAUUGGAAGCUUUGUAAGGAUUCUGUGACUGUUGAUUAUAUACCUUGUUUGGAUAAUUAUAAAGCGAUUAUGGCUUUGAAAUCAAGGAGGCAUAUGGAACAUAGAGAAAGACAUUGUCCUGUUGAUGGUUUUCAUUGUUUGUUGACUCUUCCUAAAGGGUAUAAAGUUCGUCUUCCUUGGCCUAAGAGCAGGGACAUGAUUUGGUAUGAUAAUACCCCUCAUCCAAAGCUCGUCGAAUACAAGAAAGACCAACACUGGGUUGUUAAAUCCGGCGAAUAUCUCGUAUUUCCCGGAGGUGGUACUCAAUUCAAAGAUGGAGUCGAUCAUUAUAUUCAGUUCAUAGAGAAGACAUUAACGUCGAUUCAAUGGGGAAAGCAUAUUCGAGUUGUUCUAGAUGUCGGCUGCGGUGUUGCUAGUUUUGGUGGCUAUCUGCUCGACAAAAAUGUUAUUACCAUGUCAUUUGCUCCAAAGGACGAACAUGAAGCUCAGAUACAGUUUGCUUUGGAGCGAGGAAUUCCCGCAACUCUUGCGGUCAUUGGAACACAAAAAUUGACUUUUCCUGACAAUGGUUUCGAUUUGAUCCAUUGUGCACGAUGUAGAGUUCAUUGGGAUGCAGAUGGUGGGAAACCGUUAUACGAACUUAAUAGGAUUCUUAGACCUGGUGGUUACUUUGCAUGGUCUGCAACACCGGUUUAUCGUGAUGAUGAUCGAGAUCAGAAAGUAUGGAAAGCCAUGGUGGCUAUAACAAAAGCUAUGUGCUGGAAGGUUGUGGCUAAGGCUCACGAUUCGUCAGGAAUUGGGCUUGUUAUAUACCAGAAGCCUACUUCAUCUUCUUGCUAUGAGAAACGUAAAGAGAACAAUCCACCUUUAUGUCAAAAUCAGGAUGGAAAAAAUAGCUCAUGGUAUGCUCCACUCAAUAGUUGCCUUACCCCUCUUCCAGUUGAUGAUAAGGGUAAACUGCAGAGCUGGCCGAAGCCUUGGCCUCAGAGGCUUACGAGUAAGCCCCCGAGCUUACCGGGUAAUUCAGAUGUCAUCGACGAGUUCAACAAGGACAGCGACCGUUGGUCUCAACUAGUGUCAGAUGUUUAUAGGGACGGUCUUUCGAUUAACUGGUCAAGUGUUCGAAAUGUUAUGGACAUGAAUGCCGGUUAUGCAGGAUUUGCGGCGGCUCUCAUUGAUCUACCAAUUUGGGUUAUGAAUGUAGUCCCUAUUGAUGUGCCAGAUACACUUUCUAUUAUAAUGGACCGAGGAUUAAUAGGAAUGUAUCAUGAUUGGUGCGAGUCCUUUAACACCUAUCCACGCACAUAUGACCUCCUUCAUUCUAGCUUUCUUUUCAAACAUCUUGAGCAAAGAUGUGAGCUUGUAGAUGUGGUUGUGGAGAUAGACCGUAUACUGAGACCAGGUGGAUAUCUUGUGAUUCAUGAUUCCAUGGAAAUGCUUAGCAAACUCAGUCCAAUCUUGCGUUCGCUUCAAUGGUCUGUAACAUUGCACCAAAAACAGUUUCUUGUUGGUAAGAAAAGUUUCUGGCGUCCCAUGAGCUUUUGAAGCAGAAUGCAGACAGGUUGAUGAUGAUGUAUUCUAAAUCAAAAUUACAAGCAAAAUAUUUGAUUUAUAGAAAGGAAUAUUUAUUGUCAAAAGAUAAAGAAAGCAAUGUUAAUUUAUUCAACAGGUAAUGUUGUCUGAGUGUGAAAUGUGUCUCUGAAACAUAUAUUUAUAGUGAAUAUAGAGAAUCUUGUUUCCUUUUCAAAUCACCCAAGAUUCAUGUAGUUUGUGUUAAAUGGAGUUGGAUUUCACUCUCAAAAGCUAGUUCCUUUAGCUAGUUCAAAGGAAGAAGGUUUCUAUAUACAUGUAUACAUCAAAAAGUCCAAAAACUCUGGCAAUGUUAAACUUGAAACUUCAAUACUUUGAUAGUUAUGAACAAAUUUGUUCCUUCA